GUGAUUUAUUUUUUCGCAAUUUUUAAAGCUUUCUUUACCGUGGCGAAUAAGGUUUUAAUUUUAUUUUCGAUUCAUUGCUCAUCGGAAAGUGUUUCGUUGAUUGCGGGAGGAAGCAACACCGAAGAGAACGAAAACUGUCGCCAAGGUAAAACACUCUCUUUAUCGGCGAAUUCGAUCCGGUUUUGUGGUUUUGCGGAGAAUCGUGAAAGGUGCUGACUGGUCUUAUUUCGUUGUUGCUUUCCUUGUUAUUUUUUUGCUAGCAUCCAGCUUUACGACCGAACAGUGUUUGAGAAACGAAAUCCUCUUUACAAUAUUAGCUUGCAAAUGAUCUGAUUUGGCUGUGUGCGAAAAAAAUAUAAUAAAAGUGUUGGAAAAAUUGUACACAAAAAGUUAAAAAUACCGCAGCCCAUUCCUCGAACGCGAACGAGACACGGUCACGUUCAACGAGCGAAAAUAAUAAUAACGUUGAAGUGAAUAGCAGGCAGCCACUGUUGGGACAGACAGAGGACAGAGAGCACACAAACGGCCCCAAAUCAUGACGACCACCCGGGAGAGGCGAGAGGAGUACCACUCCAACGUGGUUCGCACACUGACCCCAUCCGGACCACACACGCCGGGAACGCACACAAUGGAGUUUGAUAGCAAUUUAGAUAAUCUCCUGGAAGACCUGCAGGCCAGUGUAUCCCGCCCUGGCAGUUCAUUAGGGCAACCCCUCGCCGGAGGCUACUCGACAACGACCCGUGAAGUGCAAUACCUGCAGCCAGCCAAUGUUACCACCGUGGCCCGGGAGCGCUCCAUCAGUCCCAGCUUCCAAACGAACGACCGCAAGGUAUACAAAACGGCAAAGUACGAAUACAAGAGCAGUAGCACCUCUGGCAGCGGCGGCGGUACCGGCACCGGGGGAGCACCCACGGCAGGCACCGAAGGGGUCAGCGAGGUUUACCAGCGCAACAUUAAUCAACUCGACACUCUGCUAAACGACCUGGAACGGGAGCGAGAUUCGUCGUUGGAUCGCAGCCAACGAAGCCUCCAUCGGGUUGAUUCAGGAUUAAAUGAACCUGGAACGAAAAUCAUCAAAACCACCACCACAUACUCAUCGGCCGGUGGUAAGCAACCGGUCUCCCGGGAGCUGGUCUUCGAUUCCCCUGGGAGCUACGAAGUCCGUCAGUCUCGUUCCCGGCAGCGAAGUCCAUCGUACGAGAAUGCUCCCACCACAGUGAAGAACGUUUCCUACAGCUCCGACAGCAGCGGAAUCUACGGAGGUAUCAACCGAUCCCGCACGGCAACACCCGUCCGAUCCGAACAGUAUUACACCGAAACGAGAACCGUUUCACCAAACUCGGACCAUGUCCCGCGGAAUGUUCACUACAACGAAACGGUCAGUGUGGACACGGCUCCGGCUGCCAAGGCACUGGCCAAUAUUUCCCUCUCGGAAGGCAUUCUGCCGCGGCCGAAUACGAAGGUGACCACCACCGUACGCACCUAUACAUAUGAACUUCCGCCGGACAGUGAGUUGAAUCAGACCUUAUCAUAUCGCAACGAAUCGUUCAAUCAAACUGCUAACACCUUGCCGGUAGCUUACCCAGAGCGUGAGUUAUCACCAACGCAUCACGUCAAUCCAAGCUCCAAGACAGUCUUGGUCAAGAAUGAAACAAUCAACUCAUCCAACAACGUUCAAGAAUACCCGGUACCAACAAUUCUCGAUCACCAGUUGCCACCUAAUACGGCCAAAACAAUCUACUACAAGAAAGAUACCAAGCAGUCAACUACCAACUACUAUCCCGAGUAUCCCUCCGGACCAGGACCUCAUCCAACUAAUUUCAAGGCCAUUGGAGCUCCACCAGCCGGUGACCAACCUCCCUACCCGCCAGGACCGAACACCUACAUCUACCGCGAGGAACGUACCAACACUGCAAACAAUCGAUACGGAUCCCCAGUUCCGUACGGGGACUACCCGGAUCGCAAUGGAACGUACCCAAGGGAUCCCCCCCAGCCAACAACAGUGACGUACAAAUACAGUUCGACUACCAGCAAUGCCUCCAGGAACAUCUACCCUCCGCCGUCAGAGCGAGAACCACUGCUGCAGCCAUUCCCGACGGACGGUAUCCCACAGAGCGAGAUCGAUGGAAAUCCCCCCAAACGGGUUGAAGAUCUGAUGGCCACGCUUGGAGAGAACGGUCAAAUUACCUACACGUCGAAGCACACUCACCAUACCGAAAAUGGAACUGGACCGAAAAAGUACCGGGAGCCAUCGCCACCGAAGGUAACCAUAGUGGAAGAACCGCUGGAUAGCAAAAAUGUCCCCAUUUCAUCGAAGAAUGUGGCUGGACCUCCGGUCUACUAUCCUCCCGGACAUGAAAUGUUUGCGAAGAAGGAAAGCGAAGCUGCAGCGUGGCGAGCUCAGGGCGAAUAUGCCAAGGCCAGUGGAAAGUACAUGUACGAAGCGGAGAGCAAAUCCAAGACCACAUCCAAGUCCGGAGCAGCCGUCGUGCCAGUUUGUCUUCCACUGUGUUGUGCCAUGCCUUGUAGCAUUAUGUGAGGAAGCUAACGAUGUUUGUCUGAAAAUUUUCUUGAAAAUGCAACUAGCUAUAAGACGAAGUUAAACCCGUAGGAGACCCGCAGUUUACUUAAAAACCAUUAACAAGACAGUUAACACUUUGUAUUUGGGGAACAACGACGGAAAAUGUGCCAUUGUCAAUUUUAAUCUUUUGGAAUAAACCUAACAGCUCUGAGGAGAUCACAAAAGCCUAGCAAUCGUUUAAGACUCUUUGUUAUAUCUCUGCAAAUAAAAGCAAUUUAAAUGUGAAUGGCAAAUGGUAAAUUUGUUCGAAGGUAAAGAUUUUAAUGCUUAAAGUGUCAUAAAACCGCAGUGCCAAUUAACGAUAUUAUUUUGUUGUUAUUGUAUUCACUCUAAUUCAAGAUGCAAAUAAAACCGUCAAACGAAUAA
Molecule: messenger RNA, 2947 nt
Organism: Ochlerotatus camptorhynchus
Lineage: Eukaryota; Metazoa; Arthropoda; Insecta; Diptera; Culicidae
Product: myb-like protein U
Exons: 9
Coding region: 536-2539 (667 amino acids)
Source: RefSeq, a predicted model, not a curated record